UCUUACACACUCGCUUUACACCCCUUAAAUAUAUGUCACAACUCUACACCUAUAAUUCGCAAACACAAACACACAGAAAGAGAUCCUCAGCCAUAUUUGGUGGGAAACCUUUGAAAUCAUUGAUGUUGACUAAUUGGAGAGAAAGGAAUGGACAGAAUAAUUGAAAAGACCACUGGCUUCCUGGCUCCUGGUCUGUAAAACUUUCCUUUUGCAGAGGAGGGAUUCACUCGUUCAUGGAAGGAUAACUGAAGCUAAUCUUCUGCUUAUAUCUGUGACCUGUUGCUUGAGUGACAUUGAGAUGUGCCACAAGAGAUUUGCAUAUUGAGGAACAAGGAACUGGUUAUAAAAUAUCGCUUUAACAUUUCUUUUUUUUUUUGGUGUUUUUUUUUUUUUGUUUGUUUUUUUCGUGGUUUGGACACUGAGAAAGCUGUGGGAAGUACAACUUGCAAAUUGUUUUGCAAGCCCAUUAAGAUAAAGUAUUAUCUCCACUGUUGUUUAUUUUCACUCACUGUUUGGAAGAGAGAAUAUUUAAGUCAUGAGUACAGCCAGAAUGGAAAAUCCAGUGAUUCUGGGACUGUCGAAUCAAAAUGGCCAAAUGCGAGGCUCUGUGAAGCCAGCAGGUGGUCCUGGAGGAGGUGGAGGGGGGUCCCAAACAACGCUGCCAGCCCAGGUCAAACCCUCCAGCACAGUCAACAACGGCGACUCCCAGUCUGCACCCACAGCCAACACUAUCAUCAAGCCUGGGGAUGACUGGAAGAAGAAUCUAAAGCUUCCGCCGAAGGAUUUGCGCAUGAGAACUUCAGAUGUGACGGCAACCAAGGGAAACGAGUUUGAGGAUUAUUGCCUGAAACGGGAGCUGCUUAUGGGCAUCUUUGAAAUGGGCUGGGAGAAACCGUCACCCAUACAGGAGGAGAGCAUUCCCAUUGCGUUGUCUGGGAGGGACAUUCUGGCCAGAGCCAAGAACGGCACAGGAAAAAGUGGCGCCUACCUCAUUCCCUUACUUGAACGCAUUGACCUGAAGAAAGACAGCAUACAAGCGUUGGUUGUUGUGCCCACUAGAGAACUGGCUCUACAGGUGAGCCAGAUAUGUAUUCAGGUCAGCAAACACAUGGGCGGGGUCAAGGUCAUGGCAACAACAGGUGGAACCAACCUCCGUGAUGACAUCAUGAGACUUGAUGAAACAGUGCAUGUUGUCAUUGCCACUCCAGGAAGAAUCUUAGACCUCAUCAAAAAGGGAGUGGCCAAAGUCAAUCAAGUUCAGAUGAUCGUGUUGGAUGAGGCAGAUAAGCUCCUGUCACAGGACUUUGUACAGAUGAUGGAGGAGCUUCUGAACUGUUUGGCCAAACAAAGGCAAAUUUUGCUGUAUUCUGCCACCUUCCCACUGAGUGUGCAGAAGUUCAUGAACACCCAUCUGCAGAAGCCCUAUGAGAUAAACCUGAUGGAUGAGCUGACCCUGAAGGGGGUUACUCAGUAUUACGCCUAUGUGACCGAAAGGCAGAAAGUCCAUUGCCUUAAUACUCUGUUCUCCAGGCUCCAGAUCAAUCAGUCUAUAAUCUUCUGCAAUUCAUCACAGCGAGUGGAGCUCCUGGCAAAGAAGAUCUCUCAACUUGGAUACUCCUGUUUCUACAUUCACGCCAAGAUGAGACAGGAACACAGAAACCGUGUGUUCCACGAUUUCAGAAAUGGCUUAUGUCGAAAUCUCGUCUGCACUGAUCUCUUCACAAGAGGAAUUGAUAUACAAGCUGUGAAUGUGGUGAUCAACUUUGAUUUCCCCAAACUUGGGGAGACGUACCUCCAUCGCAUUGGCAGAUCUGGCCGAUUUGGACACUUGGGUCUCGCCAUUAACUUGAUCACUUACGAUGACCGCUUCAACCUGAAAGGUAUUGAAGAACAGCUGGGUACCGAAAUCAAGCCCAUUCCCAGCAGUAUUGAUAAGAGUCUAUAUGUGGCCGAGUACCACAGUGAGAGUGGAGAGGAGGUUAAACUGUGAGCAGGAGAGAUCACCAAUCCUUUGUCCCCUAUCCCCACCUUUUUUUUUUCCUUCCCUACUGUGUCUAGGGAAUAGGGGAUAUUUUUUGGUUCGUUUAAACUAUAUAUCUUCCGUCUGUCUUCCUUUUCCCACACUUUUUUUUUUUUUCCUUUCUUGUUUGGUGCCACUACAAAGGAAUGUGAUGUUGUGACGGCCCAAUAAUCGGGAAGGACUCAUGGCCUACUAAAGGACUGCUGCACCAAUAUUUUCAUCCCGAAGACUUCAAAUCACUUGAGGGGAAGAGGGGACAUGAGGAUUUAUCACCCAAGAAAAAAAUGACUACUCAUCGCCUGCAAGCACAUUCUCAACCCACUCUCUCUCUGUUCCUCUGCUCAUCUUCAUGUUUCUAGUCAUUUGAAACAAGUGCCUUAACAAGCAGUCUAACUUGUUCAAAAAGUAAUAACCUGAUGAUUUUUUUUCUCCCCUCAUAACUCUUCAUUUGAAGACAUAGUCUUGAUUUUUCUCUGGAUUUGGUAUUGCUUGUCUGCCCCCUCCCGUUUGACAUCAGAAGAAUAAUUUUGCAUUUGCCACCUCUAGAUUUUCGGGGCGAUGAAGAACAGGAUUUCACAGCUGGAGAGAGGAUGGGGCAGCAUGUGCGAUUUGUGCAGUCUCUUGUGUACUUGACUAUGGUGUGAAGAGAAGCCCCCUGGAGAACUGAGAUGAUAUCAGUUGGCAUAAUGACAAUAAUAGGGGCUAAUGUUCCUGUGGCAAGCUUUCAAAAGCCCCACAAGGCUCCCAAUGGCUUUUUUCCUUCAUCCGCUCAUGGAACAUGCCAUGCCUCUAGAGACCCAUAACUCUUUCCCCCUCUGUCUUCAGUGGGCCAACACUAAGAGACUUGACCAGACUCAGACCAGCCUUUCUCCUUGGCCAUGAGGACUCCCACUUUGAGACGAAUGUGGACUUCUUGCUUUUUUGUUUCCCUCCCCUUUCCUCCUGAUUUCAGUGCGAUAGGCAUUCUGUCCUAAAUGUGCCAUUUAUACAGAUCUGGCACAUUGUAAACAUUUUGUAAAUACUUCAUUUAUUAUUAUUAUUAUUUUUUAAUGGAUUGUUUUAAAACAAGCUAAAAAGGCUUGAUGACCAUUUGAGAAGAAUGUUGGAAAGAUCUUUUAAAAUCAGGAUUCUGUCAGCACUGGGCGGCACUAUUUUGGUUAUGCCCUUUUUUCCCCAGUGGGAAAUAAGUUUAGCAGAGUAUAAGCCUCUCCAGGUAGUGCACCACCCUUGUUUUGUUAUAACAAAAAAAAUUGGCUUUUUUUUUUUUUUAAAUCCAAGAAUACUUUGUUCAGCAGUUUUGAGUGUUAGCUUCUAAGCGUUUCAGCAGGUGGUGCACUUGUUCACUCUAAAUUAUUAACUCUGAUCCGUUCCCCAGUGUUGACAAAAGUUCCUGAAAUGGGUUGCUCAAAUAAAAGGCCUCGUUUAAGGGUUGUGAAAAAAUGAGGCUUAUUUGCUUUCCAGCAUUUUGCUUGUAACACUGACUUAUGAGGCACUCAGCAGGGUCCCCUAGCCUGGGUGACUCUAAACAUAGAGGUAAUUUAAUAUUUUCAUCAUGUAAUAGAGCUACUCGCUGCAGUGCAGCUCAAAUUGGCAACGUGCAAAAAUGUUGAAUUUAUAAGCGAGAUGUGUAGCUGUUACAUGGGGAUGUGUUUCUCUGCCACUGGCACUAGGACUUGACUUUAAACAGACUGGGGUGGGAGGAUUGAAUGGCUUGGAUGUUCACAUUGGAAAAAGGAAAAAUGGACAAAAAAAAGCAACUGGAUGCCAAGACUUCUAAACGAUGGACUGACAAUGUAGCGGCAGAGACAUGCAGUGCAUCGUGAGUCAGGAGGCUUUUUUUUUUGUUGUUUUUUGUAACAAGACCAUGUUCUUGAGAUGCUGCACAGACUUAA
This is a messenger RNA of Sinocyclocheilus rhinocerous, 3912 nucleotides long. Its product is annotated as probable ATP-dependent RNA helicase ddx6. NCBI's taxonomy places the organism in Eukaryota, Metazoa, Chordata, Actinopteri, Cypriniformes, Cyprinidae. The coding region runs from base 536 to 1990 and encodes 484 amino acids. The record is from RefSeq and is a predicted model, not a curated record. Gene Ontology annotation, molecular function: ATP binding; nucleic acid binding; RNA helicase activity. The transcript has 14 exons.